GUGGAAAGCUGCAGAUGCAACGGCACGUUGCCCAGGUGGUCGAAACGGCUGUUCCGGGCGGUGGCCAGACGUCGGUGAGGACGAGCGGCGGGCAUCUGGACGAAGACACUAGCAAAGGCUUCCGUCGUACAAUCACCGCUUUGCGUGCAUCCACCAGCGCGUUGGCAGGAUCGUCGCCACCGCCAGCCUUCUCUCAGCCUUCCGCCAGCUGUUAGUGCCUUGCAAGUCGUACUCAUGGCCGUCGACUCCGGGGGCUCGCUGUCCGGCCUGCUGCCCUACGCUUUUGCCGCCUUCGUCGUCUACGUGAUAGGCCUGUACUCGUACCGGCUGUUUCUCCAUCCGCUCGCUCGUUUCCCAGGCCCCAAGCUUGCUGCCAUAAGCAACUGGUACGAGUUCUACUACGACGUGUAUCUGCACGGCAAGUUUACAGAGCACAUCCAACAGCUUCACAAGCAGUAUGGUACGCCUCCCAUGUGCCGCUCCGUCUCAUCUCCUAGCUGGACUCACCACGAGAGAGUGCAGGCCCCAUCAUUCGCAUCACGCCGUCCGAGCUCCAUAUAGACGACCCGGAUUACUUCGAGGUCCUGUACGAACGUGCCGGCCGACGGGACAGGUACUCUUACUUCGCAGCGCGCUUCGGCCAUGGCGCGGACACCUUCAGCACCGUGCCGCACGAUCUGCAUCGCAACAGGAGGAAGCCCCUCAACCCCAUGUUCUCUGCGAAACGGAUCUCCGAGUUCCAGCCCGUGAUUCGCACCAUGGUGGAGAAGCUGUGCUCCAAGCUUGACGAGUUCAAACAGUCGGGUGCCGUGCUCAACCUGGAUCGCGCCCUCAUGGCCCUGACAACGGACAUCAUCACCGAGUACGCGUUCGCCAAGAGCUACAACCAGCUCGACGUGCCCAACUUCACCGAGACCAUGCACGAGGCGCUCGUCGCCAUCUACGUGGUGGGCCACUUCGCGCUCCAUUUCCCCAUCGUGUUCCCCAUCCUCGACAUGCUGCCGGACUGGUUCACGCUCACGGUCCAGCCCGUGCUCCAGCCCGUCAUAGGGCUGCGGUACGACCUGGCCAAGAAGGUGCGCGAGAUCAGGGACGGCAUCAACGAGGGCCACAAGCAUGUUUCGCACCCAACCAUCUUCCACGAGCUGCUGAACAGCGAUCAGCCGGAAGAGGAGAAGACCGACGCGCGGCUCGGGGACGAGGCCCAGCUCAUUGUCGCCGCCGGCCUGGUGACGACCUCCCGCGCCCUCACCGUCGGAAGCUUCCACAUGAUCUCGAAGCCGGAAAUUGUCCGUAAGCUGCGCGAGGAGCUCCAGGCCGCCGGCAUGAUGGGCAGUCUGGAUCAGCUGGACUGGCACAAGCUCGAGGCGCUCCCGUAUCUCAACGGAUGCGUGCACGAAGCCAUCAGACUCGCCCAUGGCAUAACCACCCGCAACCCUCGCCUGGCCCCCGACCAGGAGCUGCGGUACGGAGACUACGUCAUCGCGAAGAACACGCCCGUCUCCAUGACGACGGUCGACAUCUUGAUGAACGAAAAGAUCUACCCGAACCCACGAGAGUUCCUGCCGGAACGAUGGAUUGGACAUCCUGAGCUGGAACGCUACUUUGUGCCCUUUGGCAAGGGCAGCCGACAGUGCAUGGGCGUGAACCUGGCUUUUGCCGAAAUGUACAUCACGCUGGCGAGAAUCUUCAGCUCGUAUGACUUUGAGCUCUUCGAGACCGACCUGUCGGAUGUGGAGAUGGCGCACGCGUAUCUCGUCCCGUAUCCGAAGUGGGACUCGAAGGGCGUGAGAGUCAGAGUCAAGAAAUGACGUCUUUACCGAAGAAUCGAGAUGAGCUGUUUCCGCCUCGUUCGUUUUUGUCCACAACACAAUUCUGCACCCUUUUGAAUCUGAUGAUGAGAAAUGUUGUUUCGACCGUAAAUCGCAUCAAUCUUACCCCAACAAAGCACAGACGAAAGGCAGACCAAUCCUAUAUCCCCACGUUCUAGGAGUAGUGCAGAUAACCGAUUCACAAUUUGAUGGUUAUGAACAUGAAUGGAACAGGAAGAGUCAUUCUCAUCGUCUACAUCCACAAGCAAGAUCUACAUUCCCGACAGCAUCGCUUGAGUAUGUGUGUCCUCAGGUCCGAAAAUUGCCACUCAUAGUUUUAUCUUCUGUUUAAUCAAACCGCCUUUCCUUUUCACCAGCGUAUCAAGCGUUCGGAUUGGCACGCACAAAUUGAGCAAGUCUUCAACUCCACUGCAGAUAGUUUGAGUUUCCGAUACUGUAAGAUUCAAUUCGGAAAUUGUUUAAAAUGCCUUGAGUGUGAAGGCCUCGGUGCAGAGACUUCCGCUGGCAGCAAAGGUAUUCUAUCGCUUGUCAACACAAAGGGGCUUCUCGGGUUUCAUUUUCACGCGAAGGGUUGUCUCUAUUGCUCAUUAGCUAUUUCUCCUUCUAAAUGCAUUCCUCCUGAGCUUCUCCCA
Molecule: messenger RNA, 2464 nt
Organism: Verruconis gallopava
Lineage: Eukaryota; Fungi; Ascomycota; Dothideomycetes; Venturiales; Sympoventuriaceae
Exons: 2
Coding region: 711-1811 (366 amino acids)
Molecular function (GO): heme binding; monooxygenase activity; oxidoreductase activity, acting on paired donors, with incorporation or reduction of molecular oxygen
Source: RefSeq, a predicted model, not a curated record